UCAUUAUUAUGUCAAGUUCAUUUCAUCGUCGGCUUUAUUGAGAGAAAUUUUAAUAAACGAAAUACGAAUAACCAAAUAUGAAUCGUUCAAUAGCAAUUUGUAAAUUGUUGAAAUCAAAUGUUCGACAAUUCGAAAUUACUCCGUAUCGUCAUUCAUCGCAAAGUAGAGAAGUGAUUGUGGAAAAUCUACAUGGAAAACAUAAUGGGAUAGUGGUAAUUGGAGUGAAUAGACCGGAAAGAAAAAAUGCAUUAGGUGUGAAUUUAGUCAGUCAACUAAAAACAGAACUUGAUAGGGUCAGUUAUGAGGAAAAAGCUAGAGUUGUGGUUAUAAAAAGUUUAGUUAGAGGAACGUUUUGCGCAGGAGCCGAUUUAAAAGAAAGAUUAAAGAUGCCUGUCGACGAGAUGAAACAGUUUUCACUGCAAUUGAGAUCAUUGAUGACGAAAGUAAACCAUCUGCCAGUACCAGUUAUCGCAGCUAUGGAUGGCCUAGCUAUGGGUGGUGGUUUAGAACUCGCUUUAGCCUGUGACUUACGGAUUGCAUCAAAGUGUGCGAAACUUGGAUUGGUAGAAACAGGACUUGCAAUAAUACCUGGAGCUGGUGGCACGCAAAGAUUACCUCGUCUCAUUAACCCUGCGAAGGCUAAAGAACUGAUUUUUACUGCUGCUUUAUUGAAUGGUGAAGAAGCUGAAAAGUUAGGAAUAGUGAAUCAUGUAGUUGAACAAAACGAGAAUGGCAACAGUUCAUAUUUGAAGUCUUUAGAAAUAUGCGAAAAGAUGCUACAAAAUGGGCCCGUUGCUCUAAAAAUGGCUAAAGCAGCAAUAAACAGAGGUUUGGAAGUUGAUAUUCAUACAGGAAUAGCGAUAGAAGAAGCGUAUUAUGCACAAGUAAUACCCACAAAAGAUAGAAUGGAAGCUUUACUUGCAUUCCAAGAAAAAAGAAAACCCAACUUCAAAGGAGAGUAAUGAAUCGAAUAAAUAACAUUGUGCCAAUUUAAAACUCAUCGUUAAUUAUAAUAAAGCUUUAAUGUCAA
Molecule: messenger RNA, 1030 nt
Organism: Harmonia axyridis
Lineage: Eukaryota; Metazoa; Arthropoda; Insecta; Coleoptera; Coccinellidae
Product: methylglutaconyl-CoA hydratase, mitochondrial
Exons: 4
Coding region: 78-962 (294 amino acids)
Biological process (GO): fatty acid beta-oxidation
Cellular component (GO): mitochondrion
Molecular function (GO): enoyl-CoA hydratase activity
Source: RefSeq, a predicted model, not a curated record